Neltuma alba is the source of this 1426-nucleotide messenger RNA. RefSeq lists its product as uncharacterized. The record is from RefSeq and is a predicted model, not a curated record. NCBI's taxonomy places the organism in Eukaryota, Viridiplantae, Streptophyta, Magnoliopsida, Fabales, Fabaceae. The transcript is spliced from 9 exons. The coding region runs from base 186 to 1043 and encodes 285 amino acids.
UGCCUUGAAUUUAAAGCCAUCAACGCCCUUUCUAUUUGUAGUUUAAACUUUAAACUACUCCUAACCCUUGGCAUUUAUAAUUUCACUUCCCCAUUUUCUCCUUCUUCUUCUUUAUCAGCGUACUCAUAGUUUCAGCUUUUGAUUUCCUCUUCUAAUCGCUUUUGCAGCCUUCCGAGGAAGUUGAAAUGGAAAACGGGAAUCAGUACCAGGAAGUUUCAAACCUGAAAUAUGAUUGUCUUCUAUUUGAUCUUGAUGACACCCUUUACCCUCUGAGCUCUGGCUUGGCGGUGCACGUGAGAAAAAAUAUUCAAGAUUACAUGCUUGAAAAGCUUGGAAUAGAGGAGACCAGACUUCCUGAAUUGAACGUUUCAUUAUAUAAAACUUAUGGGACAACUAUGGCUGGUCUCAGGGCUAUUGGGUAUGACUUCGACUACGAUGAUUUCCAUAGUUUUGUUCAUGGGAGAUUGCCAUAUGAUACGCUGAAACCUGACCCUGUUCUCAGGGGCGUAUUGCUAAGCCUGCCACUUCGGAAAAUUGUUUUUACUAACUCAGACGAAGGUCAUGCUGUUAGAGUGCUCCAUAGACUUGGAUUGGACGAAUGCUUUGAAAAAGUUAUAAGCUUUGAGACGCUGAAUCCCCCCAACUACGACCAUCCUCAUGGUGAUGAAGAUGGCAACAAAUCUGCAACAUUUGAUUUUUACGAGUGUAUGCGCCAGCCUCAUUCUGAUAUGGUGCUACCGAAGACCCCAGUUGUCUGCAAACCAUUUGAAGGUGCAUUUGAACGGGUUUUCGAGAUGGCCAAUAUCAACCCUCAGAGAACAUUGUUCUUUGAUGACAGUGUCCGCAAUUUACAGACAGCAAAACGCUUGGGCCUCCACACGGUCUUGGUGGGUACUUCCCUUCGGACCACAGGAGUGGAUCAUGCAUUAGAGAGCAUUCAUAAUAUUAGGGAGGCGUUUCCGGAGCUCUGGGAGGCCGAUGAGGAGCAUGAAAGGGUCAGGUGCUCAAGAAAGGUUGCAAUGGAGACAUCAGUAGUAGCUUAGCAUGAAAGGGUCAGGUGCUGUGGCAUCAAUAUAUCGUUGUUAAGAUGAAUUAGAAAACCGAUACCAAUAUCUGGUUUUUAUAGUAAUGAAACUAUCAUCGUACAUGCGAUAAGGUUGCAAUUUUGUGUCAAGUAUUUAUUCGGUGAUAUAGUGAAAACUAGCAUAUGAGAAUUUUCUCUCCCCAGCCUUUGCCUGCUGUAUUGGUCUUUCGUUAUAUCUCCUCUUAGCUGCAAAGAGGGGGGGGGGGGGAACUAGCAUAUUGACAUGCCAGAUACUGAUCUCAUCAUAAGUACGAGCGAUGAGACUGUUUUAAGUCUGAAGGACCUAAAUGUAGCUUUUGAGCAGAUCUGAAUGAUAAGUUUUUACGGAAGUUGCUCCUGUAA